AUACUGCAAAUAUUAGUGAUAGGGUUUAUUUAUGUUGUAGAAAUAUUCAAUUAUUUUACUUGAUAAUUGUGCAUGAUCGAAUCAAAAUAAAACACUGCCCACCCAAUCUUUCAAGUUUCAUUUCUGUAGGACGUCACUCGUAUUUAUGACUUAAUUCGUUACAGUAUCAUUCAGGGAUAGUUUAAAAUCGAAUCAGUGCAAUUCACUUUCACGUUUUAAUAUGAGUGCGUCAUACUUUGAUAUCACCCUUAUCUGCCGAGAAACAUUUUCUCCAUGAGAAAUUGUUAGGUGUUGUACAUUUUGUAAUGACCUUGACCUCAGUAAACAUGGGGAAAACGAAUUUGGCAACAGGUGGUCGACCAUUUUAGAAAUUCAGAUAACCCAUUUAUCAUGUGAAUGAAAGUUCAUUAACCAGAAUGUGUGAAUGUAUGGAUGGAUGUUACAUACUAGCAAAUACAAAAAUAUUCACGAUCUAUAAGGGUUUGCAACAUUAGUGUAUAGGUCUUCAUAAAUGCCGAAGCCAUGAAAUAUUCUUAAUAAGUGAGAUGAACACUAAUACUGUGUGAUAAUAAUCACAUGCGAAAAAGAAAAUGGUUAUAACUGGCUCUUUUGCUUUUGAUUAACCUCAAGUCAAACUUGACUAGACAAGAAGAGCAAAUAAGUUGGCCCCAGAUGUUUGAGAAGGGGUAAACAAACGAUCAUCGACAUCUUCUACGGUUUAUGCUGCCAAAAGUUGAGUCAACCAAGUCUGAUGCCUGCUUGGAAGCAGAAUGGGAAUCCUUUGAGAAGAUGAUCAGCGGAACUGGAUCACCUGACGCACAGGCUCCACCACCUUUACCUGUUGGUCCUCCUGAAUUGUCGGUUUCAUCUGAACAAUCAUACUUUUCUAAUAUGUCUGAACCUCCUACACUUUCGAACAUUAAGGACCAAACUCAGUUUUUCAAUCAUGCUGACCCACCCACGUUAACUAAUUCCACCGAACCAAUGACCAUUUCUGAUGAUGAAAGUACUUCUACUGUUACAAGUCCUCAGAAUCCUCUCAAGCUGACAGACAUCAUACUGCCUUCUCAGUAUGAUGAUGAGAUGCCUGUACUCACCAAGAUAACUGGAUCACCAUUGUCAUCAGAACAUUCCAGGUCAAGGUCCUCCUCCUCAAGUUCAAGGUCCUCCUCAGCUGACUCAGUGAGAAGCGAAGAGAGGAAAAAGUCACUUUCACCAGUGUCAUCAAAAAGAGAGUCAUCACCCAGGAAAGACUCUUCCAAUUCUAAGAGAAAGGAUGAGAAGCGAGAUAAGCGGUCAAGAUCAAGGUCACCUCAUCGGUCAAGAUCAAGAUCACCACAUCGCAGGAGGCGUCGUUCCUCGGACAGGAAGAGGUCAAGGUCAAAAUCAAGAGGAAGGCGAAGGUCCUCUGAGAGAAAACAAAGGUCAAGGUCUCAUGGGAAGAGGAGCCACCAUGGUUCAUCAAGAUCACAUCGAAGACGCCGCAGCGGCUCUCGCACCAAACGCAGGCAGUCUCGUGAGAAGCGUUCCUCACGAGAUACCCGUAGACGUUCAAGUGAUCGCAGUCACAGGCGAGAUAGACGAGAUCACAGUAAGGAAAGACGUAGGAGAAGCCGAAGCAAUGAACGAAGGCGCAGUAGAUCUCGAAGCCCUACACGUGGCAAGAAAUGCAUCACAAGGGCUGUUGGGUCAAAGCCACUGACGUUCAAAGAACAGAUGAGGCAACAGUUGUUGAAGGCCAGCAAGAUGCUGUCAGAGCAGGCAGAUGGAUCUGAACCAAAAGGUAUGGAGUUGCCAAUUGACACACAGAACAACAUGCCCUUAAGUGCGUCCAGCGUGUUUGCUUCAGUCAGUGCCGGGGGCAACGUCACGCCACAAAUGGCUCUCCUGCAAACCAUGGCUGCAAUGCAUCAAAAAGCCCAAGAGAUGACGGGUGUGGCUGUGCCCAGGUUCUAUAACCCUGCUGCAGUCAACCCUCUCAAGUACGCGGAGCAGGUGCAGAAGAGGAAACUACUCUGGGGCAAGAAUAAGGAGAAGAAAGAGGAUGAAGGUCAAGGUCAGUGGCAGGGGACAGCCUUUGUGUCUGACAAUGAUGGCAAGAUGGCUGCCAAGUUCCGUAAGCUCAUGGGGAUGAAGGAAGGAGCAGAUAAGGAUUCAGAUGAAGAGAAAAAUGAGGAACAGAAGAAGAAAACUGAAGAAAUGUUUUACAGACUUGAUAAGGAAUAUGAAUUUGCCCGGAUGACCACGCAUACACAUCGAGGUAUUGGUCUUGGGUUCCAGUCACAGGGAUUGCCAAAUCCAUGAUCAGGUCAUCCACUGACCCAGAUGUAUAUAACAGGCCAUAUGAAGGAGACCUGAUCUCCUGGAAGUGGUUGAGAAAAGUGUCUGCAUAAAUCUGCAUGUGUUUGCCAAAUUGUUUGUAGCAGCAUAAUUUAAGCACUGGCAGCUGGUGAUAAUUACUAUUUAUUGUGUUGUUGCAUUGACAAUUGGUCCUUUGUGAUAGGGUUGAGUGGGUUGUAAAUAUUGUAACAUUGGUGCUUUGUCUAUUCUAAGAAUUGAAGCAGCAUUGUUCAAGCUAUCGUCAGGAUAAAGAAUUGCAAUGCCUUGAAUUGAUUAUGCAAUUUCUGUGAAGUUGAUUCCGUCUCGGCACUUGCGUUUUUGAUUUUUGUCUUAUUUCCGCAAUAAGUAGAUGAGCCAAUCCAUGCUGCCACUACUAACUAGUUUUUUUUAAUAUAUGUUUUGAUAAUCAGAAUGUGUUUGUUCCAACAAACUAGCCAUCUUAUUCAUGGUUUUCCAAUGUUCUUUGGUAAGUAAUGUUGGGGUCUGACCAUGAUGUUGAUGUGUAUGGUAUACAAUACACAUCAGCAGAAGAAGAAAGAGAAGACAGUUUGAGUAUUAAGUCCUGUGGCUGUGACAUAAGGCAUGUUUUGAAACAAGAUUGCUAUUUAGUGCUACAUUCUAUUCAGAGGAAUAAUGAACACUCACAGAAAAGACACAAGUUGUUUUGAAAUCCAGAGUUUCAUCCUUGUUUGAUGGUGAUGUCGAACUGUUGUAUCACUUGUUCUGUGAUUAAUAAGUUGACUUUAGUUAGUAGACCGCAGUACAGUUACUGAGUUAAUCCAGUGUGUGUGUGUGUACAUACUAAGUACUAGAUCUAAUUCUGGAGUUGAGUGUAGUACGCAUCGAUAUAUUGUAGUAUGUAUAUAUUUGUUACGCUGUAUGCCUGAGUGAGUGAUGUAUGUUCAAAAGUACAUUUUGUAAAAGCAUUAAUUUUGUGUACAUUUUGUAUUAUAUACAAUUCCUAACAUUGAGACAUCCGGUUUGGACUGAAUAAAGAAACUAAAGAAUA
Messenger RNA from Haliotis rufescens (red abalone), 3349 nucleotides. RefSeq names its product arginine/serine-rich coiled-coil protein 2-like. The record is from RefSeq and is a predicted model, not a curated record. NCBI's taxonomy places the organism in Eukaryota, Metazoa, Mollusca, Gastropoda, Lepetellida, Haliotidae. The transcript has 8 exons. Bases 721 to 2304 code for a protein of 527 amino acids.